Molecule: messenger RNA, 342 nt
Organism: Funneliformis geosporum
Lineage: Eukaryota; Fungi; Glomeromycota; Glomeromycetes; Glomerales; Glomeraceae
Source: the annotation of a GenBank genome assembly
AUGCAACACGCGCAACAAAGAUUUUGCGUAAAAGGUACAUGCUUCUUUUUCUGCUGUCAAAAUGUUAAAGAAGCAGCAAACGUAUUGGGGAACCAAGCAUAUAUGCCGACUAUUUUCAAAGCAUCGGGUAUAUAUUGGAGUACUGCUACAGAUGAAGAGAAGGAUGUCUACAAAAAUCUAUACAGAAUGGCCAAAAACGUUUGUUUAAGAAUGAAUAAUAAUGUCGUCGUUCAACAAUAUUCCCACCCCCCUACACCAAAUCCGGUUUAUGAAACAAUGUCAAAUCAAUUUAAUAACGGGAUUCUUUUUGACACAAUCGAAACAGAAUUUAACGUUUGGUAA